CCACCAACACCACUGCUCAUUUUCCUUCCUUUUUUCAAAGAACAAAACCACAAGCAACAGCACAACAAACACUGCCCACCAUACCAUUAUUAUGCCGUCUUCGUCGUCCAAGAAGAAACGAGUGCUGUCGGCGUUUGACCAUGUGGAGAGUUUGGAAUCGGAAGAUCGUGUGGCAGCCAAACUGCGCAAGAAACGCAGCGACAAGGAUGUUUCCCGUGCCAAAGCCGCCAAGAGUCAAACCAAAAUCUACAGUCAUCUCGUGGAAACACGGAUUUUGGUGCAACGGAAUUUGCAGCAAGCGACUACUAGUACUAACGAGGAUGAUUCUGUGCCAACGGAAUGCGAUCAAUUGCUGGAGCAGUUGUUGACGGCACGACGUACACUCAUGGGGUGGGAGAGAAAAGAGGAUGAUGAUUCGGACGAAACGUUGCAAUCGGAAUACGAGAUUUGCCGGGAUGGUUGGAAAGAAGUUCUGAAUCGCCGUCAUCAGGAUUUGAGGUUGCAUUCUGGAUUGGCGAGUGCAUCGCAGCAGUUCAAAGUCAUGGAUUCGUCCUUUUGGCAACAAGUCGAAGCUACCGUGGCACACGACGAAAUUCGACAACAAACAACAACAACAAGUAGUAGUACCGACUUUGACGAUUCCAAAGUCUAUCAACAAAUGCUCAAAGAGUUUGUCGUGGCCAAUAAUAAUAAUAACGACAAUGACAACGACACGAAUCAGCGAUGGAAGACUCAAAACAAGAAGAACCAAGUCGAUCGAAAGGCCAGCAAAGGACGAAAGAUCCGUUACGUGGAGAUCCCCAAGUUGGUCAACUUUUGUUUCCCCGUCUCCAAGAGCAAACAGUUCUGCAAGACCAAUCUCACCGAUGACGAAUGGUUUGGGUCACUCUUUGGGGGGGCUUGGAAUAGUAACAACAACAACAAUACGAAGAAACAAGACAACUAAGAGACGACAAUUCUGCCUACAAACGUUGAUUCGAUCAGGUAUGGAUCCAUCCGACACUGACACGAACUGCAGUGUCACUGUAAUUGCAUUUGUCAAGUGCGACAGCCUGUCACUUUCUUCUGUGAGUAGACUAAGAUAAGAGUCUCGCCUCCAAACGCACAAAUGAAUGAUUCGAUUCAAAUAAUGAACGUUGCCGCCCAAUGUAUACUAGCAUCAAACACUAAGAUCAAUAGCAUUCGUCAUUUACUGAAUGUGUUUUUAAAUUUCCAAGGUGCGAUCGGCACUAUAACACACCACAUCAAAUUGGUUUUUUGGAUCAGUUCUAGCUAGUUGGUAUCUCAAUCACCCAUGGUUAAAUACAAAUUGGUACAUACACCGAAGCAACUGGCAUGGUUGAAUGCGCCAAAG
This is a messenger RNA of Seminavis robusta, 1354 nucleotides long. NCBI's taxonomy places the organism in Eukaryota, Bacillariophyta, Bacillariophyceae, Naviculales, Naviculaceae. The record is from the annotation of a GenBank genome assembly.